AUGUCCGCCUCGAUCACCAUCUCGCCGUCCGACCCGCUCUACAAGGCCGGCCAGCUCGGCAACCAGGCUCGCCCUCUCGUCUUCGAGGGCCCGUCGUGCCCCAACGUCAAGUUCGCCGGCAUGAUGGUCGACACGAGGCUCGUCGGCCAGGGCAGGCGCGCCUGGGUCAAGUUCAAGACUGUCAGCGGCUACAAAAUGACGCUCGCCAUUCACAAGGUCGCGUUCGUCGAGAGGGCCGAGUACGACCGCAUCGCCGGCAUGGAGAGGGCUCUCCGCGCCCGUUUCGCCAACAAGCUCGAACAUGCCGGGUCGAACAAGUCCGAGGCCUGGCGCGACAUUGCUCGCACCGUCGUUCGCGAGGAGCACGCGGCGGGCCUCGAAAUCACCGACGUUGCCGUCAACCUCCCUGUCUGA
Rhodotorula graminis WP1 is the source of this 414-nucleotide messenger RNA. RefSeq lists its product as uncharacterized. The transcript is spliced from 4 exons. Bases 1 to 414 code for a protein of 137 amino acids. The record is from RefSeq and is a predicted model, not a curated record. Lineage: Eukaryota; Fungi; Basidiomycota; Microbotryomycetes; Sporidiobolales; Sporidiobolaceae.